Molecule: messenger RNA, 1002 nt
Organism: Aspergillus pseudotamarii
Lineage: Eukaryota; Fungi; Ascomycota; Eurotiomycetes; Eurotiales; Aspergillaceae
Product: FAD-dependent oxidoreductase
Exons: 5
Coding region: 1-1002 (333 amino acids)
Molecular function (GO): FAD binding; D-amino-acid oxidase activity
Source: RefSeq, a predicted model, not a curated record
AUGUGUCCAACGAUUGUGGCGGCGAAUUUGUUGGAAUGUGUGGAAGGACCGCAGAGAUACCAGAAAGCGCUAAAAAAGACGCAAAACCGGUCCACGCAUAUUCUUGUCAUUGGAGGCGGCGUUAGCGCUCUGAUAACAGCUUGGAUUCUCCUUGACAAGGGCUACCGCGCCACUAUCGUGUCUAAGGAACGGGCAAGUCUUGCGAAGCCGUUGAUUUCGCUGAUUGCUGGGGCUUUGUGGGAAUACCCUCCCGUCUCGGGAGUGGGCUAUGCAGAGUUCGAGCUCUAUCAGUUGAUGGCGGACCGAGAUAAGCUUAUUGGUAAUGGUCUGGAACGGGCUGCUGGAGCUGGGAAGUUUGGGGCGAAGAUGAAGACCUUGUUUCAUGAUGCCAAUGGAGGAACGGAUGUCAACUCAGGGGUGUUGGCAGUUUUAGUGUACCCGAAGAAGCAGUUUAAUGUUGCUUGUACAUAUCAGCAUGCAGCUCCCAUGAUUGAUACUGAUGUUGCUAUGGCGUUUCUGACGAGACUCGUUCAAAGUAAUGGGGCGGUUCUAGAGACUAGAGAAAUCAUUGGUGAUCUCCGUCUUCAUGAGCAAGAGCUAUUGAGCGAAUAUCACGCCGAUAUCAUCGUCAAUACAAGCGGCAUAGGAGCUCAUAUUCCCCUCCGCGGAGCAGUCAAGAAGAUCAAGAGGUCGGAGGGAUACCCAGCGGAUCAUGCGUUCCUUCUUCCGGCACAAAUGAAUCAUGAUGGCUCGGUGAGUAAGAUGGUCUUCAUUGUUCCUCGUAACGAUGAUACGCUCGUGAUCGGCUCAAUCACUCAACGAAACAACUGGCAGCUGAAUCUCUCGCUUGACUCCCCUGAAGUCAAGGCGAUAGGGGAACGGGCGACUGAGUUUCUGCCGGUCCUCAAGGAUGCAGAGAAUGAGACACGGUCUCUUGCACAGGGCUGGCGACCCUUCUCCCAUUUGAAUGUGAUCUGCCAAUGGAUGAUGGCGACUCGUUGA